AUGGGCUUCUCUGGAUCCCGCGCCUGGUCAAAAUGGCUGACAAUAUGUCUUGCAAUCACGCAUCCGUUCUCCGUCACUGCGAAAUCAGCGGCAGAUUACUACGUUCACUCUCUUCCGGGUCAGCCGGAGGGCCCGUUACUGAAAAUGCAUGCUGGGCAUAUCGAAAUCUCUCCUGAAACUAGUGGGAAUCUCUUCUUCUGGCAUUUCGAGAAUCGCCACAUAGCGGACAAACCUAGGACCGUCGUCUGGCUUAACGGCGGACCAGGGUGUAGUUCCGAAGAUGGGGCGCUGAUGGAAAUUGGCCCCUACCGACUAAUAGAUAAAGAAACUCUGAAUUAUACGGAGGGGUCCUGGGACGAGUUUGCCAAUUUGCUGUUCGUGGACCAGCCGGUGGGCACGGGUUUUAGCUAUGGCAGCACUGAGCACUACGUUCAUGAGCUGGACGAAAUGGCCUCUCAGUUCGUAACAUUUUUGGAAAAGUGGUUUGAGAUAUUCCCUCACUAUGAACCUGAUGAUCUAUAUUUCGCCGGAGAAUCGUAUGCGGGACAAUAUAUACCGUAUAUAGCCCGUGCGGUUCUCGACCGGAACAAGAAGCAAGACGUGCAGGCAAACAAUCGAAUCUGGAAUCUCAAAGGUCUCCUCAUUGGCAAUGGAUGGAUAUCACCCCAACAUCAAUAUCCCGCUUACCUACCAUACGUUUAUCAGGAAGGAGUCGUCCAAGCAGGUACCCAGGAAGCAAACCUAAUAGAGGCAAAGGCAGCGAAAUGCAUGAAGGAAUUGAACGUCGAGGACACAACUGGGACAGUGCAUAUUCCUGAUUGUGAAGAUAUACUCCAAGCCAUUCUCGACUAUACACAUAAAGGCAAGCGCUGCAUCAACAUGUACGAUAUCCGACUUACAGACGACUAUAGCGCAUGCGGUAUGAAUUGGCCCCCGGAUUUGAGGGAUAUACAGCCAUACCUUCGCAGGAAAGAUGUGGUCAAGGCCUUGCAUAUCAAUGAGGAGAAACAAACCGGCUGGACUGAGUGCGCAGGUGCAGUAGGCAGCAGCUUAAAGGCGCGGAACUCUAAACCGGCGGUGGAAUUGCUUCCUGGCCUUCUCGAAGAAGGUCUCCCAAUCCUCCUUUUCAGCGGCCAAAAAGACCUAAUCUGCAACCAUGUUGGCACCGAGGACAUGAUCAAAAACAUGAAGUGGUCCGGAGGAACCGGGUUCGAGCUUUCCCCCGGCGUCUGGGCACCACGACAAGACUGGACCUUUGAAGGCGAACCGGCAGGUAUCUACCAACAAGCACGAAACUUGACCUACGUCCUAUUCUACAACGCUAGCCACAUGGUCCCAUUUGACUACCCUCGACGGUCCCGGGAUAUGCUUGAUAAAUUCUUAGGCGUUGAUAUCACUCACAUAGGUGGCGACCCAGCCGAUUCGAGAAUUGAUGGCGAGAAGGGUCCCACAACCUCCGUCGGCGCUCAUCCGAACAGCACGGCCGCUGCCGAACGCGAGAAGGAGAAACUCAACACUGCCGCGUGGAAGGCAUAUUACAAAUCGGGCGAAGUGGCACUUGUCAUCGUCGCCAUCGCUGCCUUUGCAUGGGGCAUAUUCAUCUGGCGGUCUCGUCGCAAGCACCAGAGUAGCGGAUACCGUAGCAUCUACCCGAUGCUGGGAUUGAAUAGUACGGGAUCCCUGGGGCAAAUUUCGCAUAAACAUAGUAGAAGAAAUGGGGAUAUUGAGGCUGCGGACUUCGACGAGACGGAGCUGGAUGAUCAGCCUAGUCAGGCCUUUUUGUCGAGAUCGAGUAGAGAUGGAGACGCGUAUGCUGUUGGUGAGGAGGGCAGUGAUGAGGAAGAUGGGGCUUCUGAUGGACAGCAACCUAUGUUUGACCAGUCGCGCGGAGAAGAAGGGCGAAGUUAA
Molecule: messenger RNA, 1908 nt
Organism: Paracoccidioides brasiliensis Pb18
Exons: 3
Coding region: 1-1908 (635 amino acids)
Biological process (GO): apoptotic process; proteolysis
Cellular component (GO): trans-Golgi network
Molecular function (GO): serine-type carboxypeptidase activity
Source: RefSeq, a predicted model, not a curated record